AUGACUCGCCGCUGUCUUCUGCUGCUCGGUCUGGUCCUGAUCCUUGACCAGACCUGGUCCCAGCUGGACCUGAGCCAGUCCAAAGAAGAACUGGACCAAGACCUGGACCUGGAUCAGAGGCCAGAGCAAGACCUGGUGUCGGCGCUGCAGCUGAUCCUGGGUCAGAUCCACUCUGCAGAGAAGCGCUCCAUCCCAGUGGUGAGUCCGAACUGUCAAUCACACGGACCCUGCAGAGUCCGCUCAGACCUCAGACCUCAGACCCUGCAGACUCCGCUCAGACCUCAGACCCUGCAGACACCGCUCAGACCUCAGACCCUGCAGACUCCGCUCAGACCUCAGACCCUGCAGAUUCCGCUCAGACCUCAGACCCUGCAGACUCCGCUCAGACCUCAGACCCUGCAGACUCCACUCAGACCUCAGACCCUGCAGACUCCACUCAGACCUCAGACCCUGCAGACUCCGCUCAGACCUCAGACCCUGCAGACUCCGCUCAGACCUCAGACCCUGCAGACUCCGCUCAGACCUCAGACCCUGCAGAUUCCGCUCAGACCUCAGACCCUGCAGACUCCGCUCAGACCUCAGACCCUGCAGACUCCACUCAGACCUCAGACCCUGCAGACUCCACUCAGACCUCAGACCCUGCAGACUCCGCUCAGACCUCAGACCCUGCAGACUCCGCUCAGACCUCAGACCCUGCAGACUCCGCUCAGACCUCAGACCCUGCAGACUCCGCUCAGACCUCAGACCCUGCAGAUUCCGCUCAGACCUCAGACCCUGCAGACUCCGCUCAGACCUCAGACCUCAGACCCUGCAGACUCCGCUCAGACCUCAGACUCUGCAGAGUCCGCUCAGACCUCAGACCCUGCAGACUCCGCUCAGACCUCAGACCCUGCAGACUCCGCUCAGACCUCAGACCCUGCAGACUCCGCUCAGACCUCAGACCCUGCAGACUCCGCUCAGACCACACAGGCAGUUUUCUAUGGUACUGCAUGUGGAAUGGGCGACCGCUGUGCGCUGAAGUUCGGACCACGUAUUGGGAAACUGUGCGACUGCGGCCGCGGCGCCAACUGCAACUCCUACCUCCUGAAGUGCAUCUGA
Messenger RNA from Knipowitschia caucasica, 1098 nucleotides. NCBI's taxonomy places the organism in Eukaryota, Metazoa, Chordata, Actinopteri, Gobiiformes, Gobiidae. The record is from the annotation of a GenBank genome assembly.